Molecule: messenger RNA, 1398 nt
Organism: Menidia menidia (Atlantic silverside)
Lineage: Eukaryota; Metazoa; Chordata; Actinopteri; Atheriniformes; Atherinopsidae
Source: the annotation of a GenBank genome assembly
GCUCGCACAGACCCGAUCGCACGCCUUUUAUUUUUACGCACAGAGGAAUAAGCAUGAUCAAGAAAAUGACGCCGUCCGAGAGCGAUUUUGACAUCCCGGCUAAGAACUGCUACAGGAUGGUGAUUUUGGGCUCCACGAAAGUCGGAAAGACCGCCAUCGUGUCCCGGUUCCUGAACGGCCGGUUCGAGGAGCAGUACACGCCGACCAUCGAGGACUUUCACAGGAAACUGUACAGCAUCAAGGGAGACGUUUACCAGCUGGACAUUCUGGAUACAUCGGGGAACCACCCUUUCCCGGCCAUGAGGAGGCUUUCUAUACUGACAGGCGACGUUUUCAUCCUCGUCUUCAGUUUGGACAACCGGGACUCCUUCCAGGAGGUCCAGCGGCUCAAGCGGCAGAUAUACGAGACCAAGUCGUGCCUGAAAAACAAGAUCAAAGAGAACAUCGACGUGCCUCUGGUCAUCUGCGGCAACAAGGGCGACAGGGAGUUCCACCGGGAGGUGCAGCAGGAGGAGAUCGAGCAGCUGGUGGCCGGAGACGACCAGUGCGCCUACUUCGAAAUCUCCGCCAAGCGCAACGAGAACGUGGAUAAGAUGUUCCAGACUCUGUUCGCGCUGGCCAAGCUGCCGCACGAGAUGAGCCCCGACCUCCACCGGAAGGUGUCCGUGCAGUACUGCGACAUGCUGCACCGCAAGUCGCUGAAGAACAAGAAGCUGAAGGACAUCGGGGAGGCGUACGGCGUGGUGACGCCGUGCGCCCGGAGACCGAGCGUGCACAGCGACCUCAUGUACAUCAAGGAGAAGGCCAUCGGCGGCGGGCAGGGCAAAGACAAAGAGAGGUGCGUGAUCAGCUAAAGCGGACCCGCGAAGGAACAGACUAGACAAGAAUCUUUGAAGCUUGAAGCCUCAGUUUGAGGGGGCGACCCGCGCGGCCGGAAUGCGCUCAGGCUCCCGGCGUGAUGUUUGGAGACGCCGAUGGCGCGCGAGCGCGCUCUUUACGCAGCAAGGACACUGACUGGACACCCCAAGUCCACUUUCACCGACUGCCCGCAAGACAUUUGAGAACGUCCGCUCGUUCCGUCAGUCAGAGCCCAGUGUGUGACGUGGCUUCAUCGCUUGUGAGACUCGCGCACCGAAGCGUAAAAAUGUGUUCUGUCCACGCUUUGACUUUUGAAGAAAAAAAAAAGAGACAGUUGGCCCAGGAGGUGCAACGUUAGCUGACAAAUGUUUACAUUUUAGCCUAGGUUUUAUAUCACUACUAAGUACACUUGAAUGUUUUUUUGCUGUAAUAAUUAUUUUUAUUGCAAAUGUAUUAUUUAUUGCCAGUGUCAUUUUGUUCUCUUCUUUUUUUUUGCAAUGAAGAAAAUCUCAAAAUGAAAUAAAAAAUAUCAAAAUCUAA